This is a messenger RNA of Rhineura floridana, 1401 nucleotides long. RefSeq names its product apolipoprotein O (gene APOO). The transcript has 9 exons. Lineage: Eukaryota; Metazoa; Chordata; Lepidosauria; Squamata; Rhineuridae. The coding region runs from base 369 to 1010 and encodes 213 amino acids. The record is from RefSeq and is a predicted model, not a curated record. Gene Ontology annotation, biological process: cristae formation. Gene Ontology annotation, cellular component: MICOS complex.
CUUCAGCUUUACCCAUAUAAAUUCACAGAAGAGUUGGAAAGGAAGCGAGCAGACGCUCACCCCAAUCUCAGUUCAGAGCCAGGCUUCCGGCCUAUCGGACACCUUUACCUCUGCCAGUCUGUACUGUCCUGCUUGGGCACUAUAGUGUGUAUACUGCCCCACAUCGCAGCGAACCUCGGCCCAAGAACCCACUUCUCCGGUAGCUUCAGUCAGUAGAGCUCCUUUCAGCUGUUGCCUAGAUACUGGGACGCACUACUGGACCGGAAAUACAGACUUAAAGAUUUCACCAUUCUGGCGGCCGUAAGCGGCGCGUGGUUCUGUGCGUCACUGCCGCCGCGCCACACUUCGAGAGCGGCGCUGUCCUCACAAUGUUCAAGGUAAAGCAAUUGGUGGCUGUUCCUGCUAGUUUGAGCUUCCUUGCUGUACAAGUAUAUGCUGCUGAGAAUGAAACUUCUAGAAAGAACUUACUGAAAGUUGAUGAGCUUUCACUCUAUACUAAUCCAGCACCAAAAUCAAAGUAUGUGGAAGAUACAAACACACAGUUGGAGGAAGGUAUCCGUUACGUGCGGCAUUCUUUGGAGCCUUACACAGCCUGGUUUCAGGAUUUUUCUGACAAAGCCAUGCCCAAGGCAGAAAAAGCAACCAAGUAUGGCAGAGAAGGCUAUGAACUUCUAAAAAACCCACCUCCAGGAUUUUAUCCAAGGCUUGGUGUCAUAGGUUUUGCUGGUAUUGUUGGCUUGUUUCUGGCAAGAGGUUCCAAAAUAAAGAGGUUGGUGUAUCCAGUAAGCUUCAUGGGGAUUGGUGCCUCUCUCUACUAUCCGCAGCAAGUCAUCACUCUUGCCAAGAUGACUGGUUCUCAGCUAUAUGACUGGAGUCUGCAAGCCUACAUAAAUCUAGAAUCCCUCUGGAAAGAUACUCCAAAAAAGAAAAAAUCUGCAAAAGCAAGUGACAAGGGUGAUGCAGAUAGUGACAAAACAGUGAAAACACAAGAAGAAAGAGCAAUAAAAUAGAAUUCUCCGUUGCGUCAUGUUGAACAGAUGGAGAGCCUGCAGAAGAUCAACAAUUUUCUAAAUAAAAAACAGAACCUGUGUUGACUAUGAGUACAGUUUGUGUUUUGGCUCAGCAAAAAUUUGCCUUACAAUCUGUUUGAAAUCACGAAAGGACACAGCCUUGUCUUCUGCCAGCUUUGGACUUUGUCAGAGUUCUGCAAGACCUUGUAGGUUUUGUCAGGACCUCGGCUUACAUCUGCAACCUUGAAACCUACUCACAAGGACAUAUGUUCCAUUGGACUGAAUGGGACUUAAUUCUAAGUAAUUGCUUAGGACUGGGCUGCAAAUUGAACCUCAAAACUCCUCAGUCUAUUGUUACUAUUUAUAGGCUUAAUUAAAAUGAAUUGCCUCA